This is a messenger RNA of Phalaenopsis equestris, 845 nucleotides long. RefSeq lists its product as uncharacterized. Lineage: Eukaryota; Viridiplantae; Streptophyta; Magnoliopsida; Asparagales; Orchidaceae. The record is from RefSeq and is a predicted model, not a curated record. The coding region runs from base 92 to 562 and encodes 156 amino acids. The transcript has 4 exons.
GAUGAGAAUUGGUCUUUAUUUAAAUGCCGCACCAGUAUAAUCGAACUGCGAGAGAUCUCUGCAGACUCAUCUAGGUGAAGAAAGAGGCGCCAUGGCGGCGGAGAAGGAGAAGGAUGGUGGCGAGAGGUGGAAAGCGGCUAUUGUCAACCUAUCGGAGAUGAGCGCAAACUUAGAGUCGCUGCAGAAGAUCCUCGCCAAGAAGGCCGUCUUCGUGGACGAUGAAACCUUUUCCAAAGCCUACCUAAUCGCUGAACAGGCCAGAAACAUCAAGGCUCUAGAGCAGAGGGUGGGAACUUUGGAACGAGAAUUAGAUGCCGCAAUUGCAGCAGCUGCUCGUGCUCGUUCGGAGAAACGACAAGCCGAGGCAGCACAGCGAGCUGCUGAAUUACGUGCCCAGGAUGUUACCAGAGAGUUGGAAAACACUACGAAGGUGUUUGAGCUACAUAUGGAGGAGUUGCGCAGAAAGCAAGAGGAGAUAUCUAAGAGAGAUGGUGACAUCAAAGUAUUGGAGGCUAUAAUUCAAACACUCAGUAGAAAUGGUUUGAGUGCCUCCGAAGACUAACUUGUCAGAUUUUUCGGCUUGUGGAGCUGUCUAGGCAGCCCUGAAGCAGGUAUUGUUGGAGAUUGAUGCUGUGCUGUUGGUGGCUUCAGGUGUUAAUUGGAGUUUCAUCGAAGUUGAAGAUUUCACUCAAAGUUUUCAAAAAUAACAGGAAAGAAAAAACUAUGAAUGAGCAAAUCUCCCUUCUGUAAAUUUCUUAUGUUUGCUAUGUAUAAAAUGUGUCAAAAAUAAUACUAGGGGCAUUUAUAUAAAUAUCACUCAAUUCCUAUAUAUUUAUAUAUUCAAC